Molecule: messenger RNA, 4222 nt
Organism: Thlaspi arvense
Lineage: Eukaryota; Viridiplantae; Streptophyta; Magnoliopsida; Brassicales; Brassicaceae
Source: the annotation of a GenBank genome assembly
GUUCUCGCCAAUAUUUUUGCGCCGAUUCUCGUCUCUCUCUGCAAAAAUUUCGUUUCAUCUCUUCUCUAUUUUUCUGCAAUUCUGAAAGAGCCUCUCUCUUUCACUCUCAGUUAACGUUAACUGACAAUCCCUAAGUAGACCAAACAGCUUUUCUCUUCGAAUCGAUUCUUCUUACGAUUUCUCGGCAAGUAUGAUGGGAGACGAUUGCAAUUUACUUGUAAUGCCUCCGAGGAAGAAGAAUAAAGGAUCCAAUAAGUCUGAUAAGCUGAAACUAAAGAAGAAGGCGACACUGAGCAAAUCUCAGAAACGGAGGCUGAAGAAAUUUGAAGAAGACAAGGCGAAAGAGAUCCUCUCUGCAAAAACCGCAGAGUUGUUAGACAAGUAUAAAAUAUCUGAGGAUGUGUCAUCGCUUUUACAAUCCUCAACAGUUAUAGGAAGGUCGGCGACAAAGCUAGAGAAACGUAGGAGAUCAAUGCAACUUUCUAAAGCUGGUGUUGUGAAUGAGGAUUCUGAUGAAAAAGUCGAGCAACAAGACGACUCUGAUGCUUGUAUGGCCGAAGAACCUACCAAACCGGAACAUGCUGAAAUCGUAACCCCGAGUUUCGAAACUGAUUCUGAGCAACCGGUUCAUGCUCCUGAACUCGGUUCUGAAGUGAUGGUUCCUGCUGAAGAGGCCUUUGAAGAAGAUGCAAAUGUGGAUACGAUCUUACAGAGAACUCGUCAUGAUGAUGAUGAUGAAGAAGGCUUAGAAAGAAUGGAUGAGGGAACUGUAGAAGGACCUUGUGUGCCCGCGUUUGUAGUUCAUGUAUCAAGACCAGCCGAAGUUGAAGAGACGAGGAAGGACCUUCCUAUAGUGAUGAUGGAGCAGGAGAUAAUGGAAGCUAUAAACUAUCAUCCGACAGUUAUUAUUUCAGGACAAACCGGUUGUGGUAAAACCACCCAAGUUCCUCAGUUUCUUUAUGAAGCUGGUUUCGGUUCAAAGCAAUGCAGUUCUCGAAGUGGGAUUAUCGGGAUUACUCAACCACGCCGUGUGGCGGUCCUUGCCACCGCCAAGAGAGUGGCGUUUGAGCUCGGUCUUCGUCUUGGUAAAGAAGUCGGGUUUCAAGUUAGGUACGACAGAAAGAUUGGUGAAGACUCCUCUAUUAAGUUUAUGACCGAUGGGAUUCUACUUCGUGAAAUUCAGAAUGAUUUCUUGUUGAGGCGUUACUCUGUGAUAAUUCUCGAUGAAGCCCAUGAGAGAAGCUUGAACACAGACAUUUUAAUUGGGAUGCUCACUCGAGUCAUUAAGAUCCGUCAGGAGUACUACGAGGAACAACGAAAGAGUCUACAACCUGAGAACCAAAUCAUCACGCCGCUUAAACUUAUAUUGAUGAGUGCAACUUUGCGAGUGGAAGAUUUUGUAUCGGGGGAGAGGUUAUUCCGUAAAUCACCUCCGGUUAUACAUGUUCCCACUCGACAGUAUCCAGUGACUAUACAUUUCUCAAAGAAGACUGAGAUUGUUGAUUAUAUCGGUCAAGCUUACAAGAAAGUGAUGUCGAUGCACAAAAAGUUACCGCAAGGAGGAGUACUUGUUUUUGUGACCGGGCAGAGAGAAGUUGAGCAUUUAUGCGAGAAGCUGCUUAAGUCUUCAAAGGAACUUGUUGUUAAAGCUGCUAAAAGAGAUGCUUUUGAGAAGAAAAACUGUGACGAUGAUGGGUCGUUUGGUGGUGUUGACAUGAAGGAGAUUAAAGAAGCGUUUGAUGAUGGCGGCUCCAACGAUGAAAGUUACAGGUUUAGCUCUCACGGAGAAGAUCCUUAUGAAACUGGUGACUUUCGUGAUGAUUUUGAUGAUGAAGACAUGUUUGAGUCUGAUGAAGAAGGCGACUGGGAAAUAGUUGAUGAUGGCCUUGCGAAUUCAUUUGUAGAGGAAGGAGGGAGACUUGAUGCUCUUAGAGCAGCGUUUAAAGCUUUGGCAGACAAAAAGGGAUCCGGAUCCGAAUCUGCUGUUGAGCCAACAAAUUCCAUUGCAGCAGAGAAGCAAGAAGUUGAGAAUCAAGAAAAGAAAACGUUUUCUCCUGGAAAAUUACGUGUUCUUCCGCUUUAUGCGAUGCUAUCUCCAGCUGCACAGCUCCGAGUGUUUGAGGAAGUUGAGGAAGGAGAACGACUUGUGGUCGUGGCGACUAAUGUAGCUGAAACUUCUCUGACUAUUCCGAGUAUAAAGUAUGUGGUUGAUACAGGUCGUGCUAAAGCGAAGAACUACGAUAUCAAGACUGGUAUGGAAACUUAUGAGGUAGAUUGGAUUAGUCAAGCUUCAGCUAGUCAACGAGCCGGAAGAGCUGGACGAACCGGACCUGGUCACUGCUACCGUCUCUAUUCAUCAGCGGUUUUCAACAAUAUCUUUGUGGAAUCUUCUCCUCCUGAAAUCAAGAAAGUUCCUGUUGACGGAGUCAUUCUUCUCAUGAAAUCUAUGAACAUUCCAAAGGUUGAGAAUUUCCCGUUUCCAACUCCGCCUGAGCCAUCAGCUAUUAGAGAAGCAGAACGGUGCUUGAAGGCUUUAGAGGCCCUCGACAGCAACGGAAGGUUAACCCCAUUAGGGAAGGCUAUGUCUCACUAUCCCAUGAGCCCACGUCACUCAAGAAUGCUUCUCACUGUCAUCCAAAUGCUGAAAAAGGCACAGAACUACUCCCGCGCGAAUCUCGUCCUCGGAUACGCUGUUGCAGCUGUAGCCGCGUUGAGUUUGCCAAACCCUUUGAUAAUGCAGUUUGAAGGAGAGGAUAAAAACGAGUCCGAAGAACCAUCUAAAACCAUCAAGAAGGAAGAAGAUAAACAACGGAAAAGAGAUCGGAAAGAUAAAAUCAAAGCCGCUCGUGACAAAUUUUCCAACCCGAGCAGCGAUGCUUUAACCGUAGCUUACGCGUUGCAUGCUUUUGAGGUCUCCGUGAAUGGUGUGGGCUUCUGCGAGUCGUACGGCUUGCAUUUGAAAACCAUGAGCGAAAUGUCUAAGCUCAAAGAUCAGCUUCUGCGUCUUGUUUUCAGCUCUUGUAAGCCUUCUGACACUGAAAAUGUUUUCUCAUGGACUCAUGGGACUAUACAAGACGUAGAGAAAUCAUGGAGAAACACUGCAUCGUCUUCCUCAAAAUCCCCGCUUUUACAGAACGAAGAAGAGCUCUUAGGAGAAGGCAUAUGUGCGGGAUGGGCAGACCGUGUAGCCAGAAAGAGCAAAGCGACAGAGUACCAAGCGUGCGCGGUUCAAGAACCCGUUUUCUUGCACCGUUGGUCGUCUCUCAUAAACUCGGCCCCAGAAUUAUUAGUCUACAGCGAGCUUCUACUCACCAACAGACCGUACAUGCACGGAGCGACACGGGUUAAGCCCGAGUGGCUUGUUAAACACGCAAAGUCGCUCUGUGUGUUAUCUGCGCCACUCAAGGACCCGAAACCGUAUUACUCGAGUAAGCUGGAUAGAGUUUUCUGCUGGGUUGUUCCUAGUUUCGGUCCUCAUCUUUGGGAGCUUCCUGCUCAUAGUGUAGCGGUAAGAGACGAUAGAGACCGAGCAGCAGCUUUCGGGUGCGCUUUGCUUCAAGGAGAGGUGUUGCCUUGUUUGAAAAGCGUUAGGCCAUUGAUGGCUGGGAAACCUGAAACGUUGUUGGAAAGAGAAGCUUGGGGUUUGGAAAGAGUUGGGGGUUUGGUGACAGCGUUGGAAGAGAAAAAGGUUGAUAGUUUGGAGAGUUUGAGAAAGGUUUGGGAAGAUAAUUCGAACGUGCUUUACUCUGAGAUUCAAAAUUGGUUUCAGAGUAAGUCUCGUCAUCUUGUUAAAGAUCUCUGGCAGAGAAUGUUGCAGGAGGCUGAGGUCAUGCCUUUGGAAGGAUCUGGGAAGUUGAAGAGGUGAGUGUGUUUUGAAUUUUUGAAUAUGGAAAUGUUUGAUCUAUUUUGAAACUAAAGAAUUGAGUAAAACAUGGAACAAAUAUUUAAUUUUUGGCUGAAAUUUUUGGUUGAUUUGCUUCAGUCGUUAUAACAAGAUGAAAAGUUCUUGACUUGUGUCAUGAAUUGUAAAACAGAGCAGAUACAAAAUCGGAUUUGCACCCAAAAAAGAAAGCAGAUACAAAAUCGGACAAUUUUACUAGACAUACUAGGUGACUUCCUGGGGUUCAUUUUAUUUUCUUUAAAUUGAUAACAUUGUUUUAUAUAGAGUUGGAAAAAUCAAGUUUUAUAAUCUGGAUUUAUUUGAAAAUUAAAAUUAAUAUGU